AUGUCCCCUCUGGACCCCGAUACUCUUCCUACGCCUUCAUCAUCAUCACGACCAAAAGGAACGCCUUCGAUUACCCCUAGGAGAUUUAAUCGGUUCUGGCAGCCCAGGCAGGUCCAGACUCAGCCAUUGCCAAAGUUUAGGACUGCUCUUGGUAGCUUGGUUGAGGCCGACAUCAAUCAGCAACCCAUCUCGCCUCAAUCGCUUUUUAGUGAUGAUAUUCUGCCAUCGUCUCCUACUGAAAGGUUUCAAGAUGACUCGCGGAAGAGGAAGCUUCAGCCCGACGCUUCGGAGACGGAAGGUGAUCUCAAGAGGCCAACUUUGAACCUCGACAAUAUGCCACCACUUCGAUUGACUCGCUCAAGCUCUUCGAACUUGAGUGUUAAUAAUGUUUUAAAGGCAUCGGAUAGUUUCAGCAGUCAAGCUAGUCUGGAGAGCCUUGAUAGCUGUAGAAGAGCUACUCUGGUAAGCCCCAAUAGCAAUCCGACUGUUGCCGAACCUCUACUCACAGCCCAACAGAGCAGUUUCUUCAAGACCAGCCGUGGAGUUGCUAAAACCCCUAAGAAGGGAAACAUGGUCAAAACUACUAACAUUGUUCUUGAAGAACCUCAGCCUGAUGAUGAGCUAGUCAACUACACACCCAGGCCCAUCAGAAAAUUCGCCAACCGAGGCUUCGACUCUCAAUUGCUAAAUCGUGAACAUGGAUUCGGAUAUUCAAGCGGUCAAUCCCUUCUUCACACGCCUGCAUCCGACCCCCGAGCCGAAACAGCACGGUUUCACAGCCGUUGCAUCGAUUCGUACGAGUGUCUCGCUCCUAGCGGUAGUCGCACCAUUCCCUUCUGUCUCGCAAGCACUCACAAUUUCCCUGUGACGGCCGUCGGUGAUGAAGAAGGUUGCGUUAGGUUCUUCGACACUUCUGCAAACGAUGAUCCAAACGAGGAGAAAGAUCUGGGCGUCCAUGCCGUCCACGACAAUGCCAUCUGGGAUAUGGACUUUUCCAGUGACGACAUGCGUCUUGCAACCACGGCUGGUGAUGCAGCUUUGGUAAUGGAUGUGACGACCAAGACCGUGGCAGCCAGACUCUCUGAAGGUCACUACAGUUCAACUCGACAAGUUGCUUGGCAGAAGGGCCAGUCCAUCGGCAAUGUGUUAACCACCUCAGACAAGACUGGCCGUAUCCGUUUGUGGGAUUUGCGAUGUCCACCUUCUCAUGUCAGAAACUUUUCGGCGGUUAGUUGUAGUGAGACAGGUCGUCGAACUGUCACUAUGAGAGAUGAGACUCUCAGGCCAUUACAAGCAUCUGCCGUGAACACUCUUGACAACACACAUGAGCGUAAUGCCCAUGGAAAGAUUUCUGUUGCUUCCGUCACCGCUAUCCAAUGGCUUCCCGCCGGUCGUGAACAUCUGCUACUAUCCGCCUCCGAAGCAGAGGCUGUUGUUAAGCUCUGGGAUCUUCGAUACAUCAACCGUCGGCAUCAGGAAAAGAGUAUUCCUCUGUCUUCCACAGCCGUGCCGUCCAAUCACGCCUGGCGCUCAUACGGCAUCACCUCCCUGGCCCUCAGUAGUGACGCCGCUCGUAUGUACGCCGUAUGCAAAGAUAGCACCAUUUACGCCUACUCCAUGGCCCAUCUCAUGCUCGGCCACGCUCCUGAACUCAAAGACCUCGCUACCAAGAGAAGGCCCAUUGCUUCCCAUGGUCUAGGUCCCCUGUAUGGUUUCAAGCACGAUUCUUUCGCCGCGAGAACAUUCUUCGUCAAGUGCAGCAUGCGGCACAAGGGCCUCUCCCACUCAUCUGACCUCCUCGCCGUUGGUAGCUCCGAGUCUUCAGUCGUGCUCUUCCCUACAGAUGAGCGUUAUCUUCGCUCAGCCUGCGACAAGCGUGCUCACCUCCUCGACCCCCCCGGAUCCGCCCCUACGCCCUCGCGGUCUUUCUCAUCCGCCGCCGGCGCUGAACCCAGCUCGUCUACUAUCCCGAUCUUCCGCAACGGCACACCCCUUGUCCACGGUCACACCCGCGAAGUUUCAAAUGUCAGCUGGAGUUACGACGGCAAGCUGGUCAGCGCGUCGGACGAUUCCGUUGUACGCCAGUGGCAAGAAGACGAAGGUCGGGCGCGGUAUUUCAGACAGGUUGGCGACUUUGGUGGAGAGCGAUACUUUGCAGGUUGGGCAGACGUGGGAGACAACUGGGACAUUGACGACGAUGAGUAA
Fusarium venenatum is the source of this 2205-nucleotide messenger RNA. NCBI's taxonomy places the organism in Eukaryota, Fungi, Ascomycota, Sordariomycetes, Hypocreales, Nectriaceae. The record is from RefSeq and is a predicted model, not a curated record.